UCCUUCGAAAGCCCACUUUCGCAAUUUAAAAUUUGAAUUAUAUGAAUUUUCCCUCUCAUAAGCUCCGACAAGAAUUGAAGAAAGACCACCAUCUGUUCGACAAAAUGCCCAAUAGAGACUCCGUCGUCAAUACAGUACGUCCUACAAUUCUCCGAAGGUCUCCAAGAUUUGUCCGACAGAAAAUCAUUUCAGAUAAAGGGGAAACUACGCCUCUCAGAAAAUCUUCCAGGCUUGCCAAUCGGAAUAAGAGCUCCGCAGAAUCCGAUACCCCCAAUUCUUCCAAGUUCAACUCCAGAAAGAAUCCGGUAAGCUCUUCAAAUCUUUCCCUCAGCUCCGCAAAAACCACUCCGAAGAAAUCCAACAAAGGUUUUUUGGAAAAUGUUUCAAGAAAAUCAAGUAAAUCCAAUGACGGUUCCAGAAAUUCUGGAAAUACAGGUUCUUUUAUGAAAAAAUCAACCGUAUCGAAAAAUGGGGUCGACGGGGUUCAGUCUCUCAGACGGUCUUCGAGGAUUUCUGACAAAAGUAACGCCCUGGUUUAUAAAUAUAAGGAUUGCCCAGAGAAAAUUUGGAAGAAAUCGGGUGAUUCUGAUAAUAGGUCGGGAAGUUUUGCGCAUUUAAGUUGGGGAUCGACGAAAUCUGCAAGAUUGUCUGAUGGGGUGGAUGGAAAUCGAAGCCUUAGACGGUCCCCGAGAUUUUCCAAGAAGGAAAACAAUGUUGACGAUUCCAAGGAGAAGACUAACAGGGCCAAAAGUUGCGAUUCAACGAAAUCUCCAAGAUUGUGUAAUGGCGUGGAUGGAAUUGGAAGCCUUAGACAGUCUACGAGAUUUCCGAAGAAGGAAAACAAUGCUGAAGAUACCAAGAAGAAGAUUAAAAGCCCCAAAGGCAUUUCAAAUGGUUCCAAGAAUAAGGUGGAGUCAUCAGAGAUUGAUGAAGCUGGAGUGGGUGUGGAUUCAUGUGAAAAAUUUGUGACAAAAUGUGAAAAGGCAACGAGGGAGAGUUCUUUUGGGGCUAAAGCAGUUAGUACCAGAGGCAGAAAGCGGAAAACUCUAGAAUUAGAUGAUAGAUGUAGAGAAAUUGGGGUUAGCAGGAAGAGAAAGCUAGAUAAGCAGCAAGAUAAUGGGACUGUUCAUGGAUGGACAAAGCAGCAAGAAUUGGCAUUACAGAAUGCUUAUUUGGCUGCAAAGCCAACGCCGCAUUUCUGGAAGAAAGUUUCGAAAAUGGUGCCUGGAAAAUCAGCACAGGAUUGCUUUAAUAAAAUCCAUUCUAGCCAUGUAACCCCACCUCAACCAAGGCCUCUUUCAAGGGCAAAGACGAGAACAAAUUCAUCUCCUCUUCGACAAUUUCGGCUAUCAGCUAGUAAACUACUUAAGCCCACCACUGUGAAAGUUAAGAGGCCAAGUCACGGUAGACGAAAGAGUCAUCUUGCGCAUAAAAAUGUGCGGCAAUUGUUACAGAAGAAUUACUGCAUGAACCAAGAUCAUGAGGUGGAUUUGUUUUCAGUACUUGAACCCAACUUGGAUAUAUCUACUAAACAUUUUCAGCCUAGUGCCAUACUUUCUACCCCAGAGAAUUUACAAGAAAAGAAGCAAUUGUUUCACAAGUGCAAUGAGACAUCUUCUUCAGGACAUAAGAAGCCGCUCUCAAGGUUUAGCGAUUCACGUGGAACAGCUCUUUUUAGUCCCCCAGUACUGAAGCAGGUCAAAAACAGGGUGUUACAUGAGAAGUACAUUGAUCAAUUACAUAGCAGGGAAGCUAAGAGAGUAGCAUCGUCUCAACGGUCCAGAAAAUCCACUUCUAUGAAAGAUGGAAAAGCAUGCCUUGUUGAGAAAGUGGAUGUCAUAAGAGCAGCAAAAAUUGCCCUGGUUUCUGAUGCAAGGGAAGCUAUAGAUAAACUUCAAAAUAUACAGGCAAUUGCCAUGAGUGUCUCUUCAGAUUUGGACGAUGAAGUUUCAAAUAGCGAUAAUGACGAUGCUGAAGAUGAAAUUUAGAAUUUCUUUUCAUUUUUUCAGCUUAAAUGUAUCAAAAUAAUUUUCAGAGUUACCUUUUUCUUUAUCAAUACUGAUAGAAGAGGCAAAAGUCUAGCUGCUAACUUUGGAUCUAGGAAAAACUAUUAGUUUAAGCUGUAAUGUGAGAGUUAGGUGUAAAGCCUAAUUACUGUUUUUUUAAUAGUAAGCUCUCACUUGACCACAGCGGUAAUGAUGGUGAUGGCUCUCUACUCAAUCUUGGCAGAUGAUUUUCUCCCAUGAUUUUUAAACAUUUUUUUUGUGAAUUAAUUUGUCUAUUUUUGGAUGUUUGGUGUCUUUGUCAAACAAUGCUUCUCACAAAAGAAGCCAAACAUAGGAGGAUAAGUCAAGCAAAACCUUGGGCCUAGUGCAUUUUCAUUGUUUUCUUUGGAGCCUUGAGGGCUGCCACAGUAAUUCCAUGGUCCUUCACGUAACACAUCUUGUGUUGUGAACUUUUACUGUGAGAAAAA
Ziziphus jujuba (common jujube) is the source of this 2473-nucleotide messenger RNA. RefSeq lists its product as uncharacterized. The record is from RefSeq and is a predicted model, not a curated record. The transcript has 2 exons. NCBI's taxonomy places the organism in Eukaryota, Viridiplantae, Streptophyta, Magnoliopsida, Rosales, Rhamnaceae. The coding region runs from base 42 to 1988 and encodes 648 amino acids.